AUGAUGCAAGCUUUUGUCCCUCGGAUUAUAUCCUCGAUGGCUCCGGCAGCUAGCAAGUACCUUCCAGGCGAUGCUCAUAACUUGUGUAUCGAGUUGGCCAAUAGCAUGGAACUCAUUGAAGACGACUUCAAUUUCCAGACUUUCAUCGCAAUGUACCGAGGACGUUACGUCCAAAAGCCAUUGCCGCAAAGAGCUGUGGUUGAGCUAUGCUUGCUUCAUGUUUUGAAAAUGCCCUUCGAGCUGAAUUCUGCCAUCCAGAACUCGCUUAUACGUUACUGA
Molecule: messenger RNA, 279 nt
Organism: Penicillium verrucosum
Lineage: Eukaryota; Fungi; Ascomycota; Eurotiomycetes; Eurotiales; Aspergillaceae
Exons: 1
Coding region: 1-279 (92 amino acids)
Source: RefSeq, a predicted model, not a curated record